AUGUCUGAAGGACUUUUCGUACCUGCAACUAGCAAAGCUGUCUUUGAUGAACUCGUCGCCUCAGCUGGAGAUAAACCAGUAUUUGUAGAUUUCUAUGCUACUUGGUGUGGCAAGUGCGAACUCCUCAAGCCAGAUUUAGAGGCCAUCGCAGAAUAACAUAAAACUGAAGCAGUUUACAUUAUGGUCGAUGUAGAGGAGAAUGACGAAGUCGCUGAAGAAUUUCAAGUUGAAAGCUUACCAACAGUCAUCUACCUCUAAGGAAAGGAAAAGAAGGGUGAGAUGAAGGGAUCAAAGCCAGAGAAUUUCAAGAAAUUCAUGGAGGAGGUCUUUGCUAAAUGA
Molecule: messenger RNA, 339 nt
Organism: Stylonychia lemnae
Lineage: Eukaryota; Ciliophora; Spirotrichea; Sporadotrichida; Oxytrichidae
Source: the annotation of a GenBank genome assembly